Molecule: messenger RNA, 1089 nt
Organism: Vicia villosa (hairy vetch)
Lineage: Eukaryota; Viridiplantae; Streptophyta; Magnoliopsida; Fabales; Fabaceae
Product: probable carboxylesterase 17
Exons: 1
Coding region: 25-1089 (354 amino acids)
Molecular function (GO): hydrolase activity
Source: RefSeq, a predicted model, not a curated record
CUUCAAAUUUCCAUAUUUUUCAUCAUGACUAGUACUACCAUUUCAUUCAACCACAACAACCAAAAACCAAACAACAUUCAUCACCAAAAAGGACUCAUCAUUGAAGAAAUUGAAGGACUCAUAAAAGUCCACAAAGAUGGAUAUGUAGAAAGACCUCAAAUUAUCCCCAACGUCUCAUGCAAUUUUCCAUCACAAAAUGGUGUCAUUUCAAGAGACAUUACAAUCAACAAAGAAACUAAUUUAUGGACACGUGUCUAUCUCCCAACAUCAACCUCUCAUAAUAACAAAAUGCUUCCUUUGCUUGUUUAUUUCCAUGGUGGUGGAUUUUGUGUUGGCUCUACUUCAUGGAUUUGUUACCAUGAAUUCUUAAACAACCUCGCUUCAAAAGCGAAUUGCGUUGUUGUCUCGGUUAAUUAUCGUUUAGCCCCCGAAAAUCGUCUUCCUUCUGCUUAUGACGACGCUUUCAAUGCUCUCAUGUGGAUCAAACAUGAAGCGUUGUAUAAUAAAAACCAAAGUUGGUGGUUGAAACAUUGCAACAUUUCUUCUCUUUUUCUAUGUGGUGAUAGUGCCGGAGCUAAUAUAGCUUACAAUGUUGUUGCUACGCGCUUAGCAUCAAAUUCAAACUCAAAUGCGUCGCAUUUGAAUUUGAAUCCGUUAUUUUUAAAAGGUAUUAUAUUGAUCCAACCUUUUUUUGGAGGAGAAGAAAGGACGAAUUCUGAGAAAAAUCUUCGUCAACUACAAAAUUCGGCGCUUAGUUUAUCCGUUUCAGAUACUUAUUGGCGAUUAUCGCUACCUAUUGGAAUUUCUGUUUCGCGCGAUCAUCCAUAUUGUAAUCCUCUUGCACCAAGUGGAAUAUCUAAGAUGAGAGAUUUGAGGGUUCCUUCUAUUAUGAUAUGUGUUUCGGAAUUGGAUAUACUUCGAGAUAGAAACUUGGAGUUUUCGAAUUGUUUGGUUAAAGCUGGGAAAAGAGUUGAGACUUAUGUUUAUAAAGAUGUUGGACAUGCUUUUCAAGUGUUGCAUAAUUAUCAACUUUCUCAUGUUAGGACUCAAGAAAUGGUGUCUCAUAUCAAGAACUUCUUGAAUCAAUAA